Molecule: messenger RNA, 2319 nt
Organism: Haliotis rufescens (red abalone)
Lineage: Eukaryota; Metazoa; Mollusca; Gastropoda; Lepetellida; Haliotidae
Product: kelch-like protein 24
Exons: 2
Coding region: 104-1846 (580 amino acids)
Molecular function (GO): protein binding
Source: RefSeq, a predicted model, not a curated record
UGUGGACACAGCGUAUGGUCAGUCAGUUCUGUCCAUCGCUUCACACUGGUCAGCACCUUCUGGACAGUUAUCUAGUGGCAUAGCGUGUCCUCUUUGCUACACAAUGGACGGGGGCUGGCAUCAGAAGUACCUGGAGACCCUGUCGGAAGGAAUCAAGUACCUAUGGACAAGCGGUCACUUCAGCGACGCCAGUAUUGUGGUGCAGAACAAACGCUUCCGAUGUCACCGAGCGGUCCUGUCCGCCAUGUCACCUCAUUUCGACGCAACCUUCUCAUCGGGCAUGCGCGAUAACCCCGACGGAACCUUGACCUUGCUGAACAUCGACGUCACGACCUUCGACAGCGUCUUGAUCUUCAUGUACACCGGUCGUGAUGUGGUAUGCCAGGAAAAUGCCGAGAGUUUGCUUCGUGCUGCGACGACGCUCCAAGUCAAAGGUUUGAUUGACAGGUGCGAGGAGUUCCUGUGUGAGAACCUCACCAAGGAGAACUCCAUACGCAUGUGGCGGUUAGGUCGCACCCAUAAUUGCCAGGACCUGGAGGAAACAGCAUGGCCACUGAUUCUGGACAAUUUCCUAGACUUGACAAAGACGGAAGACUUCAACGAUCUAUCGGUCGACGAACUGGCAGCAAUAAUCAAAGAUGACGACUUGGUUGUCUCAAAUGAGGAAAUGGUAUGCGAGGCUGUUUUCAAGUGGAUCGCAGUGGACUCAGACAACCGGAAUAUGCAUUUAGCUUCUAUCAUCGAACAUCUCCGUCUUCCCCUGGUGAGUCCUGAGUAUCUUCUCAACAUCAGCACCUCCCAGGGCCUGCUUCGUGACGACAUGGUGUGCCGUGUGAUGCUGGAGGAGGCAAAGAGGUACCACAUGCUGCCCGCACGUCGUCAGGAGUUUACGUCCAAGAGGGCUGUCUUCAGGAACAGCUUUGAUCCGGAAGAGGUUCUAGUUGUUCUUACUGGAGGCUCCACACAGACAAAACCUACUGACGUCCUCUGCUACAGCUUCAAACAAUUCAAGUGGUUCUUCCUUGCUCCACUACCGUACGACCCAGGUGUAGAAUUUGCAGCAUGCACUUACGCCAGUAAUAUUUACAUUUCCGGAGGGAGCCGGAAAUGGCCGAAGUUGUUCAAGUAUAAUAGCGAGAGUAACGACUGGCGGGAGUGUGAGCAGAUGGCGCAAGGUCGGUCCCGACACGGGAUGGUGGCAGUUCGGGACUGUCUGUAUGUUAUUGGUGGAUACAAUAGGAACCUCCCCGCCGGAAACAAGGUCAUUUCUUCCAUCGAGAAGUACAGCAUUAACACAGGGAAAUGGUCCAGUGCCGGCGAACUGCCUGUUCCGGUUGAGAUGGUAUCAGCUUCUGUGAUUGGUGAAAAGAUCUUUUGCUUCGGAGGCGCUCAGAGGAACAACCGGAACACACCAGCGAUACAGUGUUUCGACACUCGGAUAGGCCAGUCCUCCCAUUUCGCUGAUCUUCCAUUUGCUUGUCGUCUGACUCGUACAGUUGUCUGUGACGACUGUCUCUUCAUCAUCACCACCGACGGCGACGUCAUAGAGUUCUCAGAAGACAGCGGGUGUCGUACGAUUGGGAAGAUUGAAAACUUCGGCCGAGUUCACUUCGGAGGAAUUCAGUACCGAGGUAAUGUCAUCCUUCUCGGAGGUAAAAGAAGAAACGACAAAGCUUGCGAUACCAUGCUGAGCUUUGACCCGCUUAAAGCUGGUGCGGAAACCCUCCCAGAUAAGCUUCCGUUUCCGAAUGUCAUCGACGCAUGCGUGAAGUCUAUCAUCAAUGGCCACCAUCUGAGACAAGAGUACAUCCCGCGCACCAAGUCUCAGCUAAACAGUGUCAGCUAAUUAGGUAUUGACAUUUCACAGCAUCGUUUUGUAAAGAUGGAAGAUACAGAAUCAGAUUCAUCACUGCAUGCUUCAGCAAAAACGUUGUCAUUGUCCGAAUAUGACCGGUAAAAGAAGGCCUUUGUCAGGCAAUUUCGCCAUAUCGGCUACCCAAACUGUUAUGAUGAUUAUUGAAAAUAAAUACCAUAGCAUGUCUUCAAUAGCAUGUGAUGCCCAAAUGCUCCCUUUGUCGUUACCACUAACUAUAUCACAAUAUUUAACACAGGACUGGUCUCCUGAAUUUAGUUGAAUGUUAAUAUGCUAUUCACAUGGGGCCCCAUGCGAGAAUUGAAACGUGUUUACCAUUAUUUAUUUCUAAUUUAUUUAUUUGUACAUAGAAGUAUGUGAGUGAAAAGAAGUGUGACAGUUAAACUUAGUAUCUGAACUUUGUACAUAUCAUAAAUCUUGUUAAAUAAAAUUACUCAUUAAGUAAA